Molecule: messenger RNA, 1461 nt
Organism: Bursaphelenchus xylophilus (pine wood nematode)
Lineage: Eukaryota; Metazoa; Nematoda; Chromadorea; Rhabditida; Aphelenchoididae
Source: the annotation of a GenBank genome assembly
AUGUUCAAACUCAUCGUGGUUUUCUCUUUGCUCGCAUUGGCUGUUAAUGGUAAGAUACAGCCGUAUGGUGUCUAUGAAUGAUUACAGUUUACGGCGAGAACCAUGAAGCCACGAUAAAUGUGGUUGGCAGGCAUUCCAUGAUGACAGUUCACGACAUGCCCAGAUCUCGAAUGCCUGUUCAUCAUGUGCGAAGGGAGACUCCAAGACGGAGAAAAUGUAAGGAAAUUUUAACAAAAAAUAAUUUGUAAUAUUAGAAAUGUCUGUUUUGAAAAAAAUUUUUUUUUGCACAGUGCAAGGAAAUAUUAUUUUUGCACUGUGCAAAGCCAAUAAUAGAUUAGAAUUGAGGUUGCACUGUGCGGUGGGUUAGAUUUUCAUCAUAAUGCAGGAUUUUCAGAUUUAUAAAAAAUUUCAAUCUUCUAACUUUCCUAUUUUUCCGCACAGUGCAAAGGGACUGCAUUUUUGCACAGUGCAGGCUCAAUAAUGGGCUAAAAUCGAAGCUGCACUGUGCAGCAAGAGUCUUUUUUUGCACAGUGCAAACAUUUUUAAACUGAAAAACUGUUUGAAAUUAGCGGCUGAUAAUUUCAGCCGACGGAAAUGUGUGUAGUUUCUCGGACAUGGACUACAAGCUCCAAUUCUUCUUGGAUUCCAAAACUGGCCGUGUUCAUUUCGACCUGACCUACAAUAAUUUCCCUCAGCAAUACGAUGUGUGGACUGGAGUGGCAUUCGGAAAUUCGAUGGUAAGUUGAGGUUACCGGGAAGUAUUUAUGAUGACUUCAAGGUCAUUUUGCAAAAAAAAUUGAAGAGAAAUUUUAAGAAAACGAAAACUCUGCAGCGGUACGAAUCAAGGGCAAAUGAUGUAAUCAGAGUUUAAAAAAUAAUAAAUAUAGAGUUUAAGGAGUGUAAGAUUACAGUGAAAUUUCCGAUAGCAAAUCAAGAUGAUAAGCAUCUUGAUUUGGUAUUUAUUUUAAGGCAAAAAAACAAAAAAAUAUCAAAAAGCUUACAAAAUAUUUUCAGUUUGGACUUGAUGCCGUUAUUGUCCGCGUUCUGGGUGGCCGGAUUAUUGUCACGGACGAGUUUACUCGAGGUUACGGCCCAUCAAUCCCAGAUUCAGUUCAGGACGUCAAGAUGAUCGGUGGAUCCAUUCAAAAUGGAGUCCUCAGAGUUCAGUUCACAAAGCCAGUCGAGACUAAUCAAAGAGGACAAGAUGCCGCGCUAAAUGGCUGUACUCCCUGGCAGGUAGGUUUAGGGAAAAGAAAACAGGAAUUUGGUGGGACAUAGCUCUAAAAACUAGACACUUUUCGUUUUUGUUUUGCUUCUAUAGCACAGAGAAGUGAUCAUUGACAUGUAAAACAUCGUUUUCAGUUCGUGACUGGCCUCAGUUUGGCUUCGCCGUCCCACGUUUCGAAGCACACUCGAUUCCCGAUCCGGCAAGAAGUCUGUUUGGACAAAUGCACUCAAUAA